This is a messenger RNA of Musca domestica (house fly), 4679 nucleotides long. RefSeq names its product MOXD1 homolog 2. Gene Ontology annotation, biological process: dopamine catabolic process; norepinephrine biosynthetic process; octopamine biosynthetic process. Gene Ontology annotation, molecular function: dopamine beta-monooxygenase activity; copper ion binding. The transcript has 11 exons. The record is from RefSeq and is a predicted model, not a curated record. Lineage: Eukaryota; Metazoa; Arthropoda; Insecta; Diptera; Muscidae. Bases 1388 to 3484 code for a protein of 698 amino acids. Gene Ontology annotation, cellular component: secretory granule membrane.
UGGAUAUUGAGUUGUGCAUUUGCCAGCGGUGUAGCGCGCGUAUCGUCAACUUGUAACUUACGUUUUUGUUUCUUCGAACCAAGUAGUAAUAACAAUAAAAUUUUGGUUAACAUUAUUAUUAUGGCUUUAUACAAUUAACGAAAAUUAUUUUUAAUUAAAACUCAGAGUAAACAGUGUAUCUUAAUAUUGUUAAAAAACGACAAAAGUAUUAAAUGAAAGCAAACAUCGUAUAUUACGUGAAGUAUAAUAUCUAGAAAAAAAUAACAACAUAGGUACCUACAUAAAAAAUAUAUAAGCAGGUUUCCUAUGAAAAUUUGAAUUGAAUUACCAAUUUACUUGGUUGAUAUUAAACAAAAAAAUAGAAAUCAUAAUAAAGAGGUGUAAAUUAAAAAUAUAUUUUUAUAUGUGAACUUUGUGCACUGGUGCAAUUGAUUAGUUUACGAUUGUAAAGCAUACGCAAAGUGUGGUGGUAAUUUUUCCGUUCUAUGCGAUUUUGAAUUAACGCCACUCGAAGAGCUCAGCCGCAUGUGGAUUACAUUACAACUUAAAUGGAUUAUUUACAUUGGCAUUAAAUAAACAAAUUUUAUGAGGAAUCUGCGAAAAUAAACUUGUGUCCGCUUAAAUACGGAAUCAAGAUAUAAGAGUACAGGCAGUGAAGAUAAAUUCAACUAUUCAAACAACAUUCACAUCUCCCUCGGAAUAUUCCUAAGCAUCAUAGCACGCCCCUCUCCCACAAAAACACGCCUAACACCCAGUGCAGGAGUGCUAACAUUAAUCAUAAUCACUUGUAGAUGGGGAGCAAAACAGAAUAGAAAUUCCAAGAGAAUAGAAUUGAAAACGACAAGAACAGCAGCCAGAAGGAAUUUGCUAAAGAUAAACGGAAACAAACAUACGCAGCAUAGAGGUGUAUUUACGAACGAACAUUACGAUAAGUCCACAAAUAGCUGAGAGCGCAAAAAGGAAUCCUCUUUGGAAGAGCGGGAGGAAGACAGCCAGUCUUAAGAUUACAGUUAAUUUCUUUAAGGUCGUUGAAAUAGGAAUAUAAAAAACAACAUUAAAUGUAAUUAGUGCCUCUUGUAUUAACACAAUCACGAACUCACACGAACAUACUAGACACAGAAGAAAAAGGGAAUGUAUAAUCACAACAGACUUGCCGACGUUUAGAUGGAGCGAGAAUAACGUCAACAAUAGUAACGCAGCCAUCCCCACAUGAAUCACAUGGAAUUCUUCUCCAGAAAGAAGUAGAAAAAAAAACAGCACGCAAUCUAAAUGAAAGAAUAGUUACAUUAAUAACUCACCAAACAACAAUCGAACAAAUUUACGGAAAGAUUGGGACAUCUUGUCGCUUUUCACGAUAACAUCACAAUCCGUAGUGGAAUAUCAAAAGAUGGCAUCGUUUAACAAACUUUUCUGCAAGUGCAGCUUUUUUAUCGGGCUCAUUGUAGUAUUAUUGACGGCCAUGAAAACUGGUGCUGGCGUCGCGGAUGCUGCGGUACUAUCACCACAAUCGUCGUACAGCAAUUUAGAGUAUGAAACAGCUAUGAAUUGGGAUCAUGCCGUUGAUUUGAAUGAGGAUUUUCGCGUUUACUGGACAAUCAUUAAUCAGGAUAUAACUUUUGAAAUCCAAGUACGAACCUUGGGUUAUGUAGGUUUCGGGUUUUCAAGGGACGGCAAACAAAUUGGUGCCGAUAUGGCGGUCGGCUGGGUAAAUGACGGUCACACUUUUUUCCAGGAUCGCUAUGUUGAUGUUGGUUCUGCCGAGCCCCAAAUUGACCCCUCACAAGACUACAGUCUUAUGAAAGGAUAUGAAAAUAGCACUCAUACCGUUCUACGGUUUCGCAGAAAGCUCGAUACUUGUGAUAAUAAACAUGACAUUGUCAUUUCUAACAACACAAUGCGGGUAAUGUUUAUGUACUUUGAUGAGGAUCCCGCAAUAGGUUCGCAUGCAUUGUCACCCCUUCCGAAUCCAGCGGAAGCUUGGAGACCCUAUCGUUCCUUACUUUUGCUACAAAGAACUGAUUCUGGUUUGCCUCACUACGAGCCAUCAGGCCGUAUUCUGGAGUUGCGCAAUCAAGAUGUGGAGCUACCAUAUGGCGAUGAUUCACAAUUUUGGUGUACAAUGUUCAAGUUAGAUAAACUCGAUCGGAAAUACCACAUCGUAAAGUAUGAACCGAUUUUUGAUUCCUCGUGGAGCUAUCACUAUUUGCAGCAAAUUACAUUAUACGAAUGUCAGGGCAAUAGUGUUAAGCUGGAAGAAAUGUCUCGUGGUGGUGGUCAACUGUGCAUGGGAGCCAACAGUUUAUCUUUAAAUUGCAAUGCCAUUGUUGCCUCAUGGACAAGGGGGUCAGAGGGGUUUGUGUUUCCCGCUGAAGCUGGUUAUCCACUGGAGUCCAAACAUAACAAAUACUAUUUGAUGGAAACACAUUACAGCAACCUAAAUGCUGAAUUCGAGCCUUACCAAACGCAUCGCAUGACCGACAGUUCUGGUCUGAAAAUUGUAUUCACACAGGACCUGCGACCACACGAUGCUGGUGUUCUCUCAGUUGGCAUGGAUCCCAAUUGGCGCCACAUCAUUCCGCCUGGACAGGACCGUGUAAUUUCACAGGGACAUUGUAUGGAAGAUUGUACAGGAUCCGCAUUCCCCCCUCAGGGUAUUAAUAUUUUUGCCGUCAUGAUGCGCACCCAUCAAAUCGGCCGGGAGAUCAAGUUGCGACAGAUACGACAGAACGAGGAACUCUUUCCCAUCGCACAUGAUAGCAACGUAGAUCCCAGCUAUCAAGACUUUCGACGUCUUUCCCAUCCUGUGCGCUCCAUGCCAGGCGAUAGAUUGGUUGCGGAGUGCAUUUAUGAUAGUUCGUCACGAAAGGCAAUUACGCUCGGUGGACUAACCAUGAAAGAGGAAUCGUGUACGGUGUUGACGCUUUACUAUCCUCGGCAGAAAAGUCUGACAACCUGCCACUCACUGCCCAGUUUGCCCACCGUCUUACAUUCACUGGGCAUCGAACAAUUGGCUAUGGCAUCGAAUCCGGUUGUUAUAGCAUCUCCUCCUGAAUUGGCUGGCAUGACAUUAGAGACUCGCCUGUUGUCAUACGAUUGGGAACAUCAGUUUGAUAAAUUCCAACAGGCAACUUUACUGGGAUCGUUCAAGCCGAUUUGUAGUGGUGCUCACCAUGAAAAUUUGCCAAUAUCUGAACACUUAAUCGGAUACAAUAAGAAUAUUAGCAAAACGUACCGGGAGCCACGUCGUUGUAAACCAAAACGACUAUUUGUCACUGAGACGAUACCUCAACUAGAAUUACCUGUUUUGCACGACUUGGAGACUAAUCACCUUAGCGAAGCAUCGGUGCGCAGCAGCCGCAGCUCCUUUAUCGAAACACUGGCGCUGAGUGGUUCGGAGUCAGCGUCAUGCAGGCAACACGUCACUUGGUUUAGCAUACCUUUGGCCAGUUUGAUCUCGCUUGUCAUUGUGUGGUUGGCCAGAUGAAAUGACAGGCUCACUGUCGACUUUAGUCAUUCAAUGUAAAUUUUUCGUUUUGAGUUUAUGUUAUGUUAUGCAUUCUUUCUUCUGUUUUGUUUUCGUUGCACGCCUGUUGGAUUGAUAAACCGCCGGGUAUCCUCUAAGAAAGAAAACCUAAUAAGCAAUAUUUUGACAAUGACUGUUGAAAGCAAUCCCCGCAUUUAGGAAACGCUCUCAAAGAAGCAUACAUAGAUACAUUUAAAGAAGAAUAUUGUGUAGUUGCUGUGUAUAAAUUAUUAAAUUUAUCUACAAAAAGUCUCUUCCUUCUCUCGCUCACUCUCUUUUUAUCUAAGCUCCAAUUUCACUAGUAAAUUAAGCAAAAAGAAACAAAUCUGUUUUCCCAAAACCACUAUAUAUUAUCAAAAUUUAUUGAAGAGAUUUAGCAGCAAUUCGGAUCCUACAAAUCAAUUCUACAGUAACGGCCAAAGAAGGGAGAGAACGAGAGAAGCAAUAAACACCAAACAAAAGCAAAAAUUGAUAAUCAUUAAAGAUAAUACAAGUUCCAAUCAUGUAGUAGAUUGAUUGGUAUUGCAUUCGUGAAUGUUGUGUGUAGUGAUAGAUUAUACAAAAAAUAGGAAUUAAACAAACAAAAUAAAAAGCUAAAGAAAUAUGCAAAAAAAUAUUUAUGUUGUAGAAUUACAUAUAUUGAUGUUGUGCAUGUCCAUACGUGUUUUAAGCAAUAAAUGUGUUGUAUUUUAGGAUUUAUCAAAUGUAGUUGUAAGACAUACAUACACACAUGUUUAGUAGUUGAUCAAGCCGCGAAAAGAAAAGAAACGGAAUCAAAUGGGAGUGACCAGCCCUAUGCAUCUAGUUUAAUAACUGCAGGGUUAGUUGUUCCAGCACUCAUACCGGAUGAAACAAUGUUGGUCUACCAAAGUACUGAAGCUGUUAAAAGUAAUUAGAUUUUGACGCCAGUUUGAGCUGUGAUAUUUUUAAGCAACACUUUUCUUUAAGUGCGAUAAGUGUAAAAAAAAAACAAAAAAAAAAUAUUUAUAAAUAAAUCAGAUGAAGUAACUAACUUAAUUUCAUAUACUAUACAUACACCUAAAACGUAGUCUUCGAUAUUAUGUAGUUUGUAAAUUUACCUAUACAUAUAAAAACUGUAUAAAUUAUAUGUGCGACAGUGGAAAACUGCAAAAAAUAAACAAACAAAAAACAUAAA